This is a messenger RNA of Spizellomyces punctatus DAOM BR117, 1851 nucleotides long. RefSeq lists its product as uncharacterized. Lineage: Eukaryota; Fungi; Chytridiomycota; Chytridiomycetes; Spizellomycetales; Spizellomycetaceae. The coding region runs from base 1 to 1851 and encodes 616 amino acids. Gene Ontology annotation, biological process: fatty acid catabolic process. Gene Ontology annotation, molecular function: amidase activity; fatty acid amide hydrolase activity. The record is from RefSeq and is a predicted model, not a curated record. The transcript is spliced from 7 exons.
AUGUUUCUUAUCGACGGACUGAAGCGUAUCUAUAGUUAUUUCGUCGCGGACUCUGUGAAAACCCACAAGAUCAGUCUCAUAAAGGCAUCAUAUAACAACCUAGAACAGAAAAUUCUUUCGAAUUAUCCUCCAGAAAAAGUGGCAGUUGCUAUCCUUCACACCCAAUACGCCCAAGAGCUCGUCACCGGCAUUGCAGAACGGCGAUGGUCGGCCGAAGAUGUCAUGCGAGUGUACUGUUUGCAAUCUCUGCGACUGCAUCGGGAGUACAACUUCAUAUCAGAACAGUUUAUGGAGGAUGCGAUUUUGUUGGCAAUAACCCUUGAUGCAAAGUUUCGGUCUACAGGAAGGCUCGUGGGGCCACUGCAUGGACUGCCAAUAGCGUUGAAAGACGACAUGGACGUGAAAGGCUAUGACACAACCCUAGGGUGCAAAUGCGGGUGCCUGCAACCAAAACACCUAGACGCACCCAUUGUCGAAUGUCUGCGAACUGCUGGUGCUAUUCCCUUCUGCAAAACCAAUGUAUCUUGGCAUCUUCUAUCCGCGGAAUGUACCAAUACACUUUUUGGACAGACCCUCAAUCCUCUGGAUACCAAGACAAGUCCCGGUGGGAGCAGUGGCGGUGUGAGCGCUUUGGUGGCGGCUGGUGGUGCACUCGUGGGCAUUGGCUCGGACGCUGUAGGAGGUCUCCGAGUUCCUGCCCAGCAUUGCGGCUUAUAUUGCUUGAAACCAACCUCCAGUCGUCUACCACCCGGAACCACAAAUAAUAACACGUUAUCUUGGGAUACAAUACCUCGUGUUUUUGGUCCAGUAUCUCGCUCGUUACCCAAUAUCGUCACCAUAUUUCGCUCCCUCCUACUCACCCAUCCCUGGCGGACUGACCCAUCCGUCGUCCCAAUUUCCUUUGAUCAUGCGCUAUACACUUCAACCCUUGAAUCUCGACGUUUGAAAAUUGGCUGGUACACCAAUGACGGUUUCUUGCGGGCGCUUCCUCCAGCUUGUCGUGCAGUUCAUACUGCUGUGACCGCACUUGAAAAACAAGGUCACGAAGUUGUUGAAUUCCACCCCCCAAAAACCAUCCAGGCGGUUCUCCUCCUUACCAAACUCCUCGUCAUGGAUCUCGAUUCACCUUGCACCUUCCUGCGGGAAUUCCAGCAAGACGAUCUAGGGGAACCCAUCGUCCCGUUGAUGCUUCUUAUGCGUGCUCCAAUGCUUGUUCGGGCCCUGGUGGCGACAUUCUUCGAAAGGAUCAUGGAUGACACCGUUGUGGGACAGAUGAUUCGGACAUUGGGACUUGGCGGCACGACGGCAAGAUUUCGCAAAGGGCCAAAAGCGGCCGCGGAGCUGGUCCAAUUGCAGAAAGAAAAAGAGGAGUAUCAACGACUGUUUGCGGAGGCGUGGAACGAGAUGGAUGGAAUGGAUGUGUUAAUCUGUCCUGUCCACGCCAUUCCACCACUUCCCUCCGUCUCCUUUCCCUACACUAGCGCUGGAACGUCAUAUUCUAUGCUCUAUGGUCUUCUGGAUUAUCCGGUUGGCGUCGUUCCAAAUGUGACAGCUGUAACUGCUGCAGACCGCGUUCACGAUACCCUCAUGUACGUGCAUGGCCAGGAAGGCGCUCCACCACCCGUAAAUAUACCUGGCCAGCCAGCGGUGCAAAGUCAUGGACAUCAUAAAGGAUGCUUCAAUUUUCUGGGAAUUUUGGGAGUCGAAGAGUUCAAUUCAAGGCUUGCCGAGGGCGUCGGUACCGAAGCAAGUGUUGCAGUUCAGGUCGUUGGACGUCGCUUUGAGGAAGAAAAGGUUUUAGCUGUCAUGGAGUUAUUGAGAAAUGGCCUUGAGAAGAAGAAUUCCUAUUGA